AAGACGUGAACGCUCGAAAUCGAAUUUAAAAAAAUAUAUAUAUACAUAUAUAUAUUAACAAUAACAACAAUAUUGAAAUUGAAAUCACUAAACACAUAAUCUCGGCGCGGCUUUCGAAAGAAACAAAACAAAAAAGAGAGUAAUAAAAAAUAAAUAAUAAAAUUGUGCUUUUUGUAUUAGAAGAUUAAUAUACAAGCUAUAUAGAUGUGCGUGUCAAGAGGUCAGAGCUAAAAGAGCCCGAGCCCGAGCCCGAGUCGAGCGAGCGAGAUCGAGCGAGUGCAGCCCCAUAGAACAAACAUAUGUAUAUAUAACAGUAAAUACAUAUACACAAGUCUUGUAUACAAUAUCCUAAGCGUGUUUUUGUGUUGAAAUUUGAUGCCGCCUACAGCUGAAAAGUGAAAACAAUAAUUUCAAAGAAUUCCCACACACACACACACACACACACAUACGCAUAAGCAUGGAAACUCCCGCACAUAUGUGAACGUCGCACGGAAAAUUCAAAAAUUCUACGUCCCUCUGCCUGUUUUCAUCUGUUUUCAAACUCGCGAGCGUAUCCUGGCGCGCCAGUUGCUCAACAAACUCUGAGCUGUGUUCAAGUGCGAGAGACAACAACAAACAAAAUUGUCAACAUAUAUUUGUAUUUAGUGUUUUGUGUAUUCCUUAGUCUUCCAAUGGCUACAAUGACUAACUUAGUGUACGCCGUGUUUCACAUUGCGACAAUGCAGUGCUCGGUGCGUCCGGAAAUUUCGCCGUGCACUUGCGAAACGGGCAAAGCUUUCAAUCAUGUGGAGCUCACAUGCGAGAAACUUGAAUCAUUCAAUGCCGUCGUCGACACUUUGGCCAAUAGGAUAAACCCCGAAGUUAAUGUGGAUUUGGAAAUAACGUGGUCGCAUUUGGAUGAUCUGGAGAUGAGAAUGUUUCGCGAUUUGAACUUUAAUAUCUACAAGCUGCGCUUGCAAUGGAAUAAGCUAAAAUCGCUGCCCGAGCUGCCAUUUCGCGGGUUAUCGAAUGUAACCUACCUAAGCGUUGGCGACAACGAACUCGACGAGAUUCCGAAGCAUGUGCUGGCGCAUAUGCCAAAGCUGCUAACUGUGGACAUAGGUCGCUGUAAGAUUCAAGCGGUGCAGCAGGACGACUUCAAGGGCAUACAGCUGGUGACGAAUUUGAUAUUGCCGAGCAAUAACAUAACGCGCCUCGAUCCGGGCGCUUUCCCACUGAGCAUGCUCAUACUGCAUUUGGGACGCAAUCAAUUGGAUUCGCUGAACGGUUCGCUUGUGGAGCUGAAGCUGCUGCAGUCGCUCUUCAUCAAUGCCAACAAUAUAAGCAAUUUGGACAAUGAGCUGCCCGAUGGCAGCAAGUUGAGGCUGUUGAUGGCGCACAACAAUCGCCUGGAGCGUUUGCCAGCCAAUAUGGCGGGCAUGCAUGAUCUGGAGACAAUACAUUUGCACUUUAAUCGCUUGCGGGGCUUUGAUCGCGUGUUCCGCAAUGCGCAGUACCUAAACGAGCUGCUGGCCAACAACAAUGAGCUGGAGUAUUUGGCCGAGGAUGAGUUUCAGUCGUGUCGCCAAAUGGAAACAAUUAACUUGGCUGUGAAUCAUAUACGCGCGCUCAACAAUUCGCUGCAUCCGAUGUCGCGUCUCAAAAUCGGCAACUUUAGCUUCAAUGACAUGGAGCAGUUUAGCUUGGGCGAGCUGCAGGGUUUGCGGCUGCUCAAAGUGCUGGACUUGAGCUAUAAUCGCAUUCGUCGCUUGAUUGCCUCACCCAAGCAUAUUAUGGAGCUGCCCUUGAUUGAGCUUAUACUGGAUCACAAUCAGUUAAUAAUGCUGGAUGGCGCUUUGGCGGGUCUGGGCAAUCUGCGCAUACUCAGCUUGGCUGAGAAUCGCAUAGAGCAUUUGCUGCCUGGCGAAUUCGAUGGCAUGAAUAAGCUGGAGCUGCUCGAUUUGACUUCCAAUCAGUUGAUGGAGCUCAAGGAGCUGGAAACGACCAUGCUGCCCAAUCUGAAGAUUCUUAAGGUGGCCUACAAUAAUAUCAGCAAGCUGGAGCACGACUUCUAUGGCCUGCCAGCGCUUUGCCAGGUGAAUCUAACGAACAAUCACAUUAGCGCCAUAAGCAGUGAGCUGGUAACCAAUACACGCUGCAAGAAUCACAAUGUUGCCGGCAAGCUGGAGAUUCAUUUAGAUGACAAUCCCAUUAUGUGCGAUGUGCGCUUGAAUGAGCUUUGCCGCUUGAUGGCGGCGCAGGAUGCGCGCAUACGCGGACGCUCGCAGUGCUUUGAGAAUGAUCAGGAGGUGUGCACGGUGCUGCCCAUGCUCUAUGGCCAAAUUGAUUUUCCGCUGCUUGUGACCAAACUCAAGAUAGGCGAUGUGGAGGAUGCCAAGCCGCUGGUGCAAAUGCUGGUGCCGGCGCCCAUACUCAUCAAAAACAACGAUGAGCUGCUGCCACCCAUCAUAGCCACCUUGGCUGAUCCACAUAAUCCGCUUAUAAUAGCAGCAGUGCCGCCGCGUCAGCUAGCAGCAGCUCUAACAACAACAACAACGCCCAAGCCAGCGCCAGUGCCACUGGAGACAACAACAAGCAGCAGCAGCACAACAACAACAACAACUGCAGCACCAACAACCACAACGGAGCAUGCCACACUCAUGAGCACUACACUGGCACCCACCACAACGACAACGACAACAACAAUUGCGCCCAAUGAUACGCAGCCUGUUAUACUCAACAUAGAGGAGCCACAAUCUGCUGAUCCGCUGCUAGUUAACGAUACGCUUAAGCUGGAGCAGCAGGCUAAGCAGUCACAGCCGGAGCAGCUGCUGCCGCCACCGGCGCCGCCUGUAGUCGAAGAUGCGCCCAUUGCGCCCACAGCUGUCGAACCAGAUCAUGUGGUGGCCAAAACGGAAUACGAAACAGUCGACUAUAUACCCAAUGUGGUGCCCACAAGCAAAACGAAUUUGCUUGAGGAAGAUGCGCAGGAUUCGCAGUCGAAUUCCGUGCACGAGGAAUAUCCCACAGAGCUGCUGGCUCAGAGUUUGCAAAUACCCGAGCAGCCGCCGGAGGAGUGAGCGAAUCCAAUCCCAUAUUUAAACACAAGCUUAUAAUUUUGCAAUUCAAAAUAUUUAAAAAGUGGCGCGCUGGCAGGCGUUGGGAGUUUUUUGGGCGUUAUCGAGAGCGAAAACAACAACGAAAUUUUUUGAUUAUAUGCUUUAAGUUAAUAUUUAAGUUGAUCGAGCAAAUAUUAUGUUUUGUUGACUAUCGAAACAAAAUUAUAACAGGGGGAUAUACUAAUAAUGUAUGGGGGCAGUCUGGGGGAGGGGAUCGCAGCUCAAUUUGUAAUUUCUGUCUGGCCAGUAAACACACACACACACACACACACACUCACACAUAAAUAUAUAUGUAUGUACGUUGAAAAGUUAAAAAGUAGGUACUUAGCAUUAAAAACAAAAACAAAAAUUAUAUAACAAACGAAGAAAAAAAAAUCGCAUUAAUGUUAAACAAAGACACA
Messenger RNA from Drosophila busckii, 3499 nucleotides. It is a transcript of the gene ltl, whose product is annotated as protein toll. Bases 672 to 3059 code for a protein of 795 amino acids. Gene Ontology annotation, molecular function: protein binding. The transcript is spliced from 4 exons. The record is from RefSeq and is a predicted model, not a curated record. Lineage: Eukaryota; Metazoa; Arthropoda; Insecta; Diptera; Drosophilidae.